CUGGAUUUCAACCAAUGGGCAGUCACGUCAAAUGUACGCACAGUUUUUUUUACACUUCUGUUGUAAAUAAACGAAUGACAGAGACGCUUCUGAUAGUUAAAUUGCUACCAAAAUAUAUAACCACAACGGAAUCGCAUUCCUCGACUGUGUGCCAAGGCUGUUGCGGCUAAGUUGAUGUCAUUCCUACCCACCAGUUUGCUCCCAUUGACUGGUAACUUGUGGCCAAUGCCACAGGCUCUACCUUCUGAGAGAAGCGGGCAAUCAACUUUGGAAAGAGUUCCCAAGCUAGCCUUAACAGACCGAUCGUGUCCCCUCGUGGCUGUUGGACUGAAGAGGGAAAAUUGUCAUGUCGGAGUUAAAUAAAGAGGUGGUGGAUUUGGUUUGGGGGAGACCCUCCAGUGGAGGAGUUUCUGCCUCCAUCUUCCGCAGAUGGACCCAAGGAUUUGUUUAUUGUGAGAAUGAGCAAACAGCACUGGAGCAGUUUGAAGGAGGGCCGUGUGCUGUCCUUGCACCUGUCCAGGCUUUCCUGCUAAAGAACAUUAUUUUCAACAGAGAAAGCUCGAACUGGAGACAGAUGACAGAAGAGGAGCAAAAAAUAGCCCUGUGUUCCACGCUGAGUGAAAUCCUGGAGUCUGCCUGCUCCAGCCCCUCCACAGGGUUCUGCCUGGUGAACUGGGCCAAGGGACAAAGCCCGCAUAGCAGCACACAGUCACAGUCGCAAACACAGGACAUGCCAGUGCCACAGAGCAGCCAGCCUCCACAGGAACAGCAACCCACUGCUUUGGCUGCCGAAGACCUUGGCUUUGAGCGAUUUCACGGUGUUCUCCAUAAGCGGACUGUGAUGUCAGUGUCUGGUCUCAGAGAGGAGGUGUUGUCUCUCUGCCACACCUGGAGGGGGUGCUGUGGAGUCUUGCUUUUCCUCUACUCUGUCAUCCUCACUAAGGGCAUAGAGAAUAUAAGAAAUGAGAUCCAGGACACAAUGGAGCCUCUCAUAGACCCUGUGCAUGGCCAUGGCAGCCAGAGCCUGGUGAAUCUCCUUGUAACUGGCCAUGCCGUCUCUAAUGUUUGGGAUGGAGACAGGGAGUGCUCUGGCAUGAAACUUCAUGGUAUUCAUAAACAGGCAUCAGUGGGCUUCCUCACGCUUAUGGAAUCACUACGCUACUGCAAGGUUGGAGCAUUCCUGAAGUCUCCAAAGUUCCCUAUUUGGAUCCUUGGCAGUGAAACUCACCUCUCUGUGUUUUUUACCAAGGAGAUGUCCCUGGUGGGUCCAGAGUCUCCAUCAGAACAAGCAAGGAGGGUCUUCCAUUCAUUCGACCCUGAAGAUAAUGGCUUCAUCCCGGAAUCUCUGCUGGAGGACGUGAUGAAAGCCCUUGACCUUGUCUCAGAACCCGAGUAUGUCAGCCUGGUGAAGAGUAAGCUGGAUCCAGAGAGUUUGGGCAUAAUUCUUCUGGGCCCGUUCCUGUUGGAAUUCUUCCCUGAUCAGGAUUCAGGAAUCCCAGACUCAUUUCCCAUCUACCACUACAAUGGACUUAAACAGUCCAACCACAACGAGAGGGUGGAGUAUGUGGAAGGUACGGCUUUGGUGCUGGGAUUUGAGGACCCCAUGGUUCGGACAGACGACACCCCAGUGAAGCGCUGCCUACAGACCCGGUGGCCCUACAUCGAGCUGCUGUGGUCCACCGACCGCUCCCCGUCACUGAACUAGCCUGAAAGAGGGUCAGCAUGCAAAGGAAUGAGAAUAAAAAGGGACUGAGACAAAAAUGUUUGUGGACUAAACACACAUGCCUGAGAUCCAUUCUCACUCGCACAUUCCACAAAAACCCAGCUCACCUUUACAGUUCAUGUCAUUGUCUAUUCACUAUGGAUUGUAAUUGACACACAGGAUGUUAAUGAUGUAAUUAUUUAAAAGGAAGAAAAAAAAAGACUUUUUAUUUUUGCAGCUCUGCUCUUUGCCAACACCUCUGCUACAGUUAAACAGUAGACAGCCAGAACCUGUUUAGAGAGCAAACUGGUUUGGUUUAACGACUCGAGUGUAUCUCUAAGACUUAAACCCCAGUACAGCCUGACUGAAACUCUACUGUUAUCCCAGCUAUACGACUGUUUGAGGGAAAACCUACCAAAGCCUUCCACAUACAAAAACACACACACACACACACACACACACACACACACAGUCACACUCACUGAUAAGCGUUUACAGCGUAAAGGGACCAACCUAGACGCAGAGAACUGGAGAUUUGUACAGAGGGUUUUGUCAGUAUUUUCACCAAUGUGAUGCUGGUUUAGGCUCUGUGUGUGUGUUUGUGCAACACACUAGGAUGUUGGCCAAGUGUUCAUGUAUUUAUUAUAACACUUAAAGGUUCUGGAAUAAACACUUUUUUUGUUCAAA
This is a messenger RNA of Eleginops maclovinus (Patagonian blennie), 2389 nucleotides long. It is a transcript of the gene mindy3, whose product is annotated as MINDY lysine 48 deubiquitinase 3. Gene Ontology annotation, molecular function: calcium ion binding; cysteine-type deubiquitinase activity; K48-linked deubiquitinase activity. Lineage: Eukaryota; Metazoa; Chordata; Actinopteri; Perciformes; Eleginopidae. Bases 347 to 1705 code for a protein of 452 amino acids. Gene Ontology annotation, biological process: protein K48-linked deubiquitination. The record is from RefSeq and is a predicted model, not a curated record. The transcript is spliced from 16 exons.